This is a messenger RNA of Phalaenopsis equestris, 2193 nucleotides long. RefSeq lists its product as uncharacterized. NCBI's taxonomy places the organism in Eukaryota, Viridiplantae, Streptophyta, Magnoliopsida, Asparagales, Orchidaceae. The coding region runs from base 1 to 2193 and encodes 730 amino acids. The transcript is spliced from 3 exons. The record is from RefSeq and is a predicted model, not a curated record.
AUGAAUGUCAACUGUAUACAGGAGGAGUUUUUUGCCCAAAAGGCUGCUAAGACCAGAUUUUGUGAAGGGGAUAGAAAUUCAAAAUGUUUUCAUGCCUGUAUCAAGUUUAGAAUAAAGUGCAACACAAUUCAUAAGAUUAAGGAGACUGAUGGCAAGUGGCUCCAUUCUGAUGACUUGAUUGCUGCUAGGGCUGUUAACUACUACCAAACACUCUUUAAACAACCUUCUGCUCUUAGGCCCACCAUCCAACAGGAUUUAUUUUACAGGGAUGAGAACUUCAUGAGGGGACUGGAUCUGACAUCUAUCCUUGGGGAAGAGGAAAUUUGGUCUGCUCUGGCUUCCAUUGAUAGCUCCAAAGUUGCUGAUCCUGAUGGAUUUUCUACUGAUUUCUAUAAGAAAUCAUGGAAGAUCAUUAAAGAUGAUAUUAUAAAGGUUGUCCAAGGUUUCUUCAGAGGUUUGGAUCUUCCCAACUAUUUUAAAAGCUCCAACAUAACUCUAAUUCCCAAAUCUUCUUCUGCUAUCUCUUGGGAUCUUUUCAGGCCCAUUAACCUCACAAAUGUGUUAUCUAAAAUGAUUAGUAAAGUGAUCUUAAACAGACUCCAACCCCUCCUUCCCAAGCUUAUUUGUGAGAACCAAUGGCUAAGAAACAACUCUCAAUCAGUGUUUAUAAAUGGUAAAUCUCAUGGUUUCUUCACCUCAUCUAGAGGAAUCAAGCAAGGUGACCCACUGCCUGUAACUAUCUUCAUCAUUGCUUUUGAUUACUUCUCUAAAAUGUUGAAUCAGCUCAUGGUUUCAUCCCCUCAUACACUCUACAGUCAUAGAUCCAACAUUGUUGUGAAUCAUUUAGCAUUUGUUGAUGAUGUUAUUAUCUUUGCCAAAACAACCAAACCAGCUGUUAAAUUGGUUCUUCAAUGCCUGGAGAAGUUUCAGAAAUGUUCUGGUAUGCAAUUCCAUACUAAGAAAUUUUUUUUGGUGUUUGGAAAACAAGUUAAACCUGAAAUUAAGAAUUGGACUACUGACAUUAGUCGCUUCAAGGCCAGCUCUCUGCCUUUAAAAUACUUAGGUACUCUGCUUGUGAAGGGGAAAACAAGACAAGUUCAAUUUGAUGACUGUAUCACCAAAAUUCAGGAUAAACUAAACUACUGGGCAAAUUCAUUCCUUUCCAAUGGGGGUAGAGUUACUCUUCUAAAAAGUGUCUUGACAGCUCUUCCAUUUUAUAUCUCCCAGGUUUCUAUAAUGAAAAAGUCAACACAGUUAACAUUGGAAAGAUUGUUUAAUAGAUUUCUUUGGGCAGGUCAGAGGAAGCAAAUGCAUUGGACCAGUUGGCAAAAGCUGUGUAGAAGCACAAGUGCUGGUGGGCUGGGUUUCAAAAGUCUUAUACAGAUCUCUCAAAUCAAUUUUUGUAAGCUUUGGUUGAUGUUUAGAGCUCAAAGUUCUCUUUGGGCUAAAUUUUUGAAGGGCAACUACUGUAGAGAGAUGCACCCCUCCCUUGUUAAUAAAAGACUUGGGGAUUCCAGGGCCUGGACCAAUGUGCUAAAAGUAAGAUCUCAGGCUAAAAAUCUAUUCAUUUGGAAAAUUGGAGAGGGCAAGCUUAAUAUUUUGCUGGAUAAUUGGACUGGUGAAGGUUUAAUCAACAUUUCAUCCAUCCCUCAAUUUAAUCUUGCAGCUCAGGUGGCUGAAUUAUGGUUCAAUGGUGUGGUUCAUCAGCAAGCUUUACAGAAUAUACUGGAUAACAAAACUUUACAGAUGGUUAUGAAAAGCAGCAUUGAAAAGAACAAAACUUUACAGAAAGCAAUGAAAAGUGGCAUUGAUAGAGAAAGUAAAGAUAUCCUGAUUGUGAAAAAGAAGGUGUCCCAGUCUUUAUCUGCAGCCAAUUCUAACUGCCAUUUUCCUCAACAUAGAGCAGUGGAUAUUGGUGCUCUUAUUGUGCAUAAUGCUCAGAACAUUGAUAGAAGUGGGAAAGCUAUUGGUUUGGGAUAUCCUAUCAUUAUUUUUACUUUAUGUGAACAAUCAGGAGCAGAAUUUGGGAGAAAUGAGGAAAAGUUGCAACCACUGGAACCUAUUGGAAAACCCACUGUACAUAAAUUUGAAUCAUUUGUUGGAUCUAGGAGUGGAAGUAGUGCUAGACCCUCCACACUUGUUGCAGGACCAUCUACAUCUGGUUCUAUUUCACUUGAAAAUAUUAUGGAGUAG